Messenger RNA from Wasmannia auropunctata (little fire ant), 1993 nucleotides. Its product is annotated as phosphotriesterase-related protein. The coding region runs from base 259 to 1323 and encodes 354 amino acids. The record is from RefSeq and is a predicted model, not a curated record. Gene Ontology annotation, molecular function: zinc ion binding; hydrolase activity, acting on ester bonds. The transcript has 7 exons. Gene Ontology annotation, biological process: catabolic process. NCBI's taxonomy places the organism in Eukaryota, Metazoa, Arthropoda, Insecta, Hymenoptera, Formicidae.
CGAACACAGACAGAUAAUAAACCAGUUGAAGUUAGGUCGAUUGGGAGGAAUGUAUAACGCGUCACAGCAGUUACGAGUUAACACAGAAUUAUUGUACAUACAUAACUUGUAGAGAGCAGAUGUUGCUUGCAUUUCUGUACCACUAGGCUAAGCCCAGAAUGUGCGUUGAACUACAUUCUUUCAAUUCGUGAAGUGCAGCAUAUAGAUAUUAAUUACUACUGAAUUUUUUUAUAUUUAUAACGGAAAUAAAGAAUAACAAUGACUGACAGCUUUCUGGAUAACGUGAAUACUGUGUUAGGAAGUAAACGAUUGUCCGAGCUCGGGAAAACGCUAACGCACGAGCAUCUGGCUCUCGAUUUUCGCAAGUUUUACAUACCUCCGCCGAAGCAUCUUAAACAUUUUCCUGAAAGCAGCCUGUCUCUUCAGGAUGUCGGAUACGUUUGGCAGUAUCCAUACAGCAGCUUAUAUAAUUUGGAAUUUUACGAUGGCGACGCGGCGAAAGCAGUCUAUAAAGAUGUGGAAUUGUUCAAAGAGGCCGGUGGCGGAACCAUCGUGGAGAACAGUAGCCACGGUUUGAAACGCGAUAUUUCUCUGAUGAAGAACGUCAGUCGGUCCAUGGAAGUCAACGUGAUCGCGGGAACUGGCUAUUACGUCGCCAGUACGCAAGACGCAUCGACUCUCAAUACAACCAAGGAAGAAAUGUACAAUCUGAUGUGCAAAGAGUUGGAAGAGGGUUGCGUGGAGUGUCCCGAUGUAAAGGCAGGAUUUAUCGGUGAAGUCGGCAGCACUUGGCCGAUCGAAGAUUUUGAAAAACGUGCAAUUUGCGCGACUGCCGAGGUCCAAGCUCAGUUACGUUGCUCCGUGAGCUUUCAUCCCGGAAGGAACGCAUCCGCGCCCAUGGAAAUCAUGAGGAUCUAUCAAGAAGCUGGCGGAGAUGCGAGCAGGGCCAUUAUGUCUCACGUCGAUCGUACGUUGAUAAAAAAGGAGCAGCUCAUGGAAUUUGCUGACGCUACUAAAUGUUACAUCCAGUUCGAUCUGUUCGGUUCCGAAUGCUCCUUCUAUCAGCUAAAUCCGUUGAUCGACUGGCUGUCAGAUGCGAAGCGCAUCAAACGCAUCGCGCUGCUCAAGGAAGAGAAAAAACUGGAUCGAGUUCUCAUGAGUCACGAUAUACACACCAAGCAUCGGCUAAUACACUUCGGCGGACACGGAUACUCUCAUAUCGCUAACAACAUCGUGCCAAUUAUGUUAAAAAGGAACUUCACGACGGAAGAGAUCAAAUUGAUAACGGUUGAGAAUCCGAAAAGAUGGUUUACGCGAAAUUAAAUUUUGCGACACAGACUGCUCUGUCUUAAAAAUUGAUAUUUUUACGAAUAACGCUUUUCCAUCUAUGCGAGACUGCUCUGUCUUAAAAAUUGAUAUUUUUACGAAUAACGCUUCCAUCUAUUGUAGAUUGAUAAAACAUUAAUUAUUUUAUAAUUAUUUUUUCGUAUUAAAUAAUCAUUGCUAAAACGUUAUUCUAUAAUUUGGUUUAAUGAGAACAGGAAUCUCUCUAUACCGAUUUAAAUAAAGAUGUAAAGAUUCUCGAGAUUCUGCUUCUUUUAACGAUAUUUGAAGUAUGUUUUCAGAUAAGAAAUCAAUUUUUGAACUGUUAUGUGAGGGAUUAAUAGUUAUAUCGACAAAACAUCGUGCUGACCAUGUUAUACUUUUAUAAAAAAAUAUAUUUGUUAAAAAUUGAAUAUUGUAGUACACACAGGGCUCAUCAAUGUUAAUUGCAAACAGAUUUAUAAUCUCUCUAAUUAUAUUUUCUUUCGCAAAGAAUGAAACAACGCAAUGAAUUUUUAUGAAUAUCAUUUUUAAUCUAAUGUAAAUUACUCUACAACAGUCUAAUGUAUACAUUACUUCAACAGUCUAUCUUUUUCCUAUAAUUCUCGUUUAAGAAUUGUCGGAAAUUUCGAAUUAUACUAAUCAUGUAAAUAAAAGACGAUAAAAAGUU